Acanthaster planci (crown-of-thorns starfish) is the source of this 11823-nucleotide messenger RNA. RefSeq names its product mRNA-decapping enzyme 1B-like. Gene Ontology annotation, cellular component: P-body. The record is from RefSeq and is a predicted model, not a curated record. NCBI's taxonomy places the organism in Eukaryota, Metazoa, Echinodermata, Asteroidea, Valvatida, Acanthasteridae. Gene Ontology annotation, molecular function: enzyme activator activity; mRNA binding. Gene Ontology annotation, biological process: deadenylation-dependent decapping of nuclear-transcribed mRNA; positive regulation of catalytic activity; deadenylation-independent decapping of nuclear-transcribed mRNA.
AUGGCGGCCGACAGUAAAGCUGAAGAUCGUAUGAACCUUGCAGCUUUACAGCAGUGUGAUCCACACAUCACAAACAUCGUACAGACGGCUAGUCAGGUAGCUCUGUACACGUUCAAUGCAGAGGGAAAUGAAUGGGAGAAGACGGAUAUUGAAGGCAGCCUGUUUGUGUAUGCCAGAUCUGCCUCUCCGUACAAUGGCUUCAUGAUCAUGAACCGCCUGAGUAUGAACAACCUGACGGAACCCAUCACCAAGGAGCUGGAGUUCCAACUACAGGAUCCAUUCCUACUCUACAAGACAGCACAGUCCAUAUACGGACUGUGGUUCUAUGACAAGACAGAGUGUCAGCAAGUUGCCAGGCUCAUGGAAAGUUUCGUCCAUAAGGCCAAGAAGCGUGCCAAGGGUUUGACCCAUCGUAGCCGUAGUGUCUCAGAGAGCGGUGCAGGGCCUUCUUCCAUUGGUCAGCCUGCGGAGGAAGUUGACAUCAUGCAGAUGCUAUCCAGAGCUCAGCGGGAUUAUAAGAACCAGAAAGGGGAGGCAGACUCAGACUGGAAAUCCAACAGUCCCCCAAACAUCACUGCAGGGUCCCCCACUGUGGUUCGUCCAGUCCCUGUCAAAGCAGAAGAUGGGGGACCCGAACAGAAUGCCAAGCAGACUGGGAAACCAUCGACCAACAAGGUCGUGGGUCAGAUGUCGCAGGGUCCUGCCACCCAUCCGGGCUUCCAACGCUCGACUUCCAUGCAGGCAGACCUGGGAUAUUUGGCCGCCAAUGCGGCGGCCGGCAGACAACCCUCCACCAGUCAGGGGAAUGACAUCCUGCAGAAGCUCUUGGCUCACCCAGGAGGCGAGACGGGGCACCCGCAUCGACCAGACCCUCCUGUUAGCCACCGGCAGAUAGAGACUGUCGAGAGUCUCGAGAGGAGACAAAGCCAAAAACAGGCCCUUGAGGGGAAGACUACAGAUCAAGCAUUGAGUCAAGGUUCAAAAGUUAGGACAGUGGAAAGCAUUGAAAAGCAGCAUGUCAAUGUGGAUUCAACUGACUCUACUGAGAGAGCUGAGGGGUUUCCCAUCCAGGACCUCUUAGCGAAACUUAAUAUAGCCCAGCAGAACAAGCUGCCUGGGAAGCUAGAUGCAACUGAGCACUGUACUAUCAUUACCCAACCAGUGUCCCAAGGUGGUCUCAUAGAGCUGCCUGAACUAGUCCCUGGGGACAGGCUUGCCCCAGCAGCCGGCCACACGUCGGGUGUGUUUAGGACGAGCCAGGAGGAGGUCAAAGGUCAAUCGGACUCAGAUAUCAGCCAGAAGCUGCUGACGAAUCUCACAGCCCGGGCCAUGAUGCAGACCUCACCGGGCACCGCACCCGUGCAUCUCAUCCAGCCAUCUGCCAUCCGCCCAAAUGUACCCAUCAGGCCUGCGGGCAGUGAGGGACCACUGAAACUUCCUGGUGAUCAGCAUGUACCAUCGUUACAACAGCUUGCCUCUGGGAGGCGGGCGCAGGGCCCUGCAUCCACUCAGACAGCGACCAAUGGCGUAACUACGGGUGUUCCGACAUCUCCCCAGAGGAUACCGGGCUCGCUGCAUCCACCCACCUUGCUGACUCCCCAGGCCUUCCGGAAGAGAUCGGCCAGUGAGACAGUCCAAGUGGCCCAUCCCUCCCCGCUUUUCCCCUCCACUGCAGAUGGUGUAGCGGUCCGGCCCAGACUCUCAGCCAGUCAGCAUUCCCAAGGGCCCUCCGGGGUCCAAGCUGUCAGUGCCAGUCGGCACAGUCCACUGUUGAACAAGGUUGACAUGGAUGGCUGGGUGAAUACCACAGGGGCACUCAAUAGGGAGCAAUUCAAGCAAGCUUUUGUACAUUUAUUGCAGAACGACAGCCAUUUCCUGAGCAGCUUACACAGUGCUUACCUGGAAUCAUUCGAGUUAACCGGCGGACCCCCCAGACCAUAACACAUUGGAUGUCGCCAACUACAUGAUAGAAAGCCAUCACUGCCACAUCAUGUACAUGCUACACGGAUGCCGUCGUGAGUCAGCUAUUUUUUCAUACAAAGCGUGAGGACAUAUUAAACUUCGCCAGAGUAAAGGUGUAAACAUUUUGUUACAAUUCCAACAUACAGACAUUGGAAAUUGUAAAGGAAUACCAUGUCUGAAAUGGUCCAUGUUUUAAGAUAUUGUGCAUUUACUUUUAAAGUACAUAUUAAAAAAAAUGAAAAGUACAAUAAAAAAAAUCAUAUUUCUUUGCCUUUACCAAAUAGAUCUAUCAAUAUGUAAAACACAUAUAUUCUACUUGUUGACUUGAUUUACCUGUAUUUAAGCCACCAACACCAUUCAUUUCAAAUCAAAAUGACUCACAUGUAAUGGUUCAAAUUUUCCGGCACUUUCUCAUACUGAUUACAGCAUCCUCUUUCGGCACCUCGGAAGCAAAAUCAUUCAAAAAAAAAAAGUACGUACAACAUUUGACCAAGUAGAUACAUAUUAUUGUCCAACAUGUUGUGCAGACAGUAGCAAUGCUGUUCCGAUAUUUUUACAAAGUAACAGCGCUGUCUCUCGACCAACACGUAGUGUCCAAGUCUUCAGUAAAACAAACAGUAAUUAACCAUGUAUGUGAUUAAGUGUUCUCUGGAAUCAGGCAGAGCCGGUUAUUUGGGCUCUGCAUUUGUUGUUUCUAUUUUAAGUCCCUUUUAUCUUGUGAAAAAAAAAGCACAGAUAUUUUUUCUUUGAAAAAAAGUGUACCAAAAAAAUGUAAAAAUUUGAAUCCGAAGGAGAUUUUUUGAUUUAAAUUCUAUUUGCCUUGUAAGUGAGAUGAAGUUUGCGCAAAGCAUGUUUUUUUACUUUAAAUUAUAGAAAGUUAUUACCCAACUGAAGAGGCAAUAUGAUGUUGCUUACGUACUUAGGAGUAAUUUGACUUGAAUUUAAAGUUGGAUUUGUGGUUUUUGUCUGUUUGUACCAUCACGAAUGGUAUGCUUCGGGCUCUUCCAGGGGUAGAAAUCCACUGAGGAAUGUGCCCUCAAAGCUUAAGUUCUGUUUGUGAUUUUGUUGGUUCUUUUGUUAUUAAUGUCUGGAAAUAGUGGGAGACAAGUUAAAGUAGAUUUGUGUUGAAUAUCUGCUGUAAUGCAACAUGUUUAAGGUACUGUAGAAUUUUUCAUUUACAACUGCAUGAAGAUGUAGUUGUGACAGCUAGGAUUGAGGGCGCUCUUUAUAACAGGGAUGUAAGGAAACGUUGCACGCAUCUUUGUAAGGUGGAGAUGACAAUCUGAAAACUUUUUAAUUUUUUUGUCCAUUUGGGCGUUCCCCCCUACAUUCUCAUAGCAUAGUGUGUAUUUGUUUAUAUCUUUAUUUUAGGGUUUAUUAAUUAGGGGGUUAGUGUGAGAUAGAGUUGUGUUUUUGUUGCAUACUUUACGGGGAAUUCAUUUUGGGGGAUUUUUAGGGGUGGGGAGUUAUGCGUGGGGAAGGGGAGUUCAAGAUGGUAAGGCAGGGUGUCUCAGUUUCUUGUGAUGAAAUUCCUGAUGUUCCUUCUUCUAUGUUUCUGGGAUAAAUGUCAUGCAAUUAAUCAAGAGGCUCAAUACCGUGUCUGUGAAGUACCAUGUAUAAAAGAUGAAAAAUGGUACAAGCAGUUCGACUGGUUUUUUGCAAAUGCCCUAUUUUGUAGUUAAGUUUUGAGACUAUGUUCUUAAGGAAUGAUUGCUUUUUGACUGAUUUUUCUUGGGGGGGAUGUAGAUUUUGAGGAGGGAAAUUAGAGAGUGGAGUUUUCAAGGCUAUCCCUUUGGCCAUUUUCCGGGUAGCCUUGUGUAAGAAAACAAUUGCAAUGUGAAUGUUUGGCUUUUAUUAACAGACUCCACUUCCAACAAGUUUUAUCCAGCAAGGGACUAAUUUCUCAAAUUUCUUUUUUUUUGUGUGGGGGGGCUGGGUUUUAUAAAGCAAUUAACAUUGAUACACACUGGAAGGUCUUUUUUAAACCUAACAGUCCUCAAUCCUUUGGUGAAGGUGAAAGAUUGAGGACGGUUAUGGUUUAUGAAUCAAGUAUCCAGUUUAGUGUAAGUCGCGAAAAUGGCAACCAAUUACAUAACCACUGUGACUGUUAGCAACCAGACAAUGUUAAAAAUGAUCUGACACUAGAAGGAUUGUGAACAGCCGUCCGGCCCUAGCACUAACAGUGGUACUGCUGCUAUAGAGAGGCUUUCACUGGAUGCCAUGAUGGAGGGCAGGCCAGUACUCCAGUAUGGCUUCCUGUGGCAGUACUCUGUACAUAUAGAAGUAUAUGUAUGUCAUUAAGCAAGCAAAUCUGGAAUAUCGGGAAACUAGUUCACAGGAAAGGCAGAGAAAGAACCAGUAAUUUUACAGAGUGCCAAGUUUGGUUUCAUUCCUUAUUAGAGAUGGCACCAGUCCAUUUUAUAUUAACUCCAUUAAAUACAACUUCAUGUUGCAUGCUUUGUUUUUACAAAUCUUGGCUUUUGACAUCAGUUUCAUGACAAUUUACAUAACAAUUGUCAAUAUUUUCGUUACCGGUAAUGUUUUGCUUGCUUGGUGACAUUAGAAGAUAUUUAUUGAUGAGCAUGUUACUAUGGUAACAAAAUGGCAGAUAUGUGUGCAAAGUGGGCCAGAACUGAACUGUGUCCACCAGAUAAGAGAAAACCCAAGACACAAAUAAUUGCCAGUUUGUCACUAUGGGUAUCUUUUUUUUUUCAAGAACUUUUCCCAAUUACACAAGAUUUCCCACUCGGAAGUUGGUAGACCUACCAGUACAAAACUACUUGUCAAAAGAAAUGGACAAAAAAGCAAUGACCUACCGGUGAAAAUUUCCCACUUUUGUGAGGAUUUUUGAGUUAAUCCAACUUUACAUCUGGCAGUUCCCAACUUUGAGUGUGAGAUAUUUCUGGGAAAGUUUGUUGACUUCCUUAAAUCCUCCUAGAUCCAGGAUGUGAUUUUGCUGUGCAUGAUUUUGAUAGAAUCGGCACGACAGUCCCAUGACACCAUGGCCUUUUCCCUGAGCUUUUUCCAAGUGUUGUUCAGAGAAGGAGUAUGUAUUCUGCACAGUCUUCGAUCGUGGAGGAUUUCUGGAAGUUUAGCCACAAAAUAUUCCCCAUGGACUUGGGGUAAAUGACUGUAAAUUUCAUGGAAGUCUUUACUGGGCUGGUGUCUCUGAGUGAAUUGCUUCAUUGCCUGUUAAUUGCAGGUGCAUGAGAAGGGAAACUGCUUUGGAUUGAAGUAUGCCAUUGUCUGUUGACGGAAACAGUCGCGCGCUAAAAUUGCAUGUGGUCAUCAUCCAUCAUUCCUUUUGUGUGUGUGUGAGCCAAGCUUACAUAUUUUAUAAUUAUAAGUUUGAGAAGCACUGUGCCCUGUUUGAAUAUAAGGUUUUGUUCUACCCCGAAUGAUUUAUUGAAUGAAUCGCCAAUCAGAAAAGAUUUUCAUGAAAUUUCAUUUACAGUUAAGGUCUGUCAACAGAGGGCAAUGUUGCUGAAGUUGCCAGUAACGAGUGAGUUCGUUUGAGAACUGUUGGCAGAGCAGUGGUUGGUUUGGGCUGUAAAAUGCAACCUGUAUGCUGACAAAGAAGUCCAGUUGUGGAUGAAAUGUCUUCAGAAAACUUGCCAGCCCUGGCUCCCCUGCCAUGUUUCAUUGUACUACGAGGCUGUUGGUAACCAGCAGUGGAGCCAACCUCAUUCGGACAGCAGCAAAUUAGACUUGUACAACCAGUGUUGGCUGGCCUGUAAUUGAUAGCAAAUGGCACAUUUUCAGAAAAUUCAUAAAUUAUUAUGAGACGUCAUUGCCCUCCACAAAUAGCUCUAGCAAUGAGGUGGCCACCCACAUUCAAGUGUGAUCGAUUGCCUCGGUCAUCUUUUAUCCAGUGAUAAACUGCCGGAGAAAUCAAUCAACCAAGUUUCAGUGGGUGGGAGUAGCAUAUAAAACCGACCUUUUUGGGCUUGUUGAACGGCCACUGCAGCCUUUAACCUGUUCUGUCCCAAGUUUUGUUGCCCUCUGUUGGCUGUGACCCGUUGUUGUUGCUGAUAACACCAUAGCAACUGCUUCAGAGUGUCUUUGAAUAGACGGAAGGAGUGAGUGUGUGAGAUUCCAAAUGAAGCUGGUUUUGAAAUGGGGGAGAUUGAGAAAAUUGGCCAGUACAAAGCUGUAAAGGACUGAAAGUUACAGCAUUGGUAAUGGCUGUGCGUGAUGAAAGAAAUUCGUUUUCUCAGAUAUGGCUGGCCCAAUAGUGCAUUUGGAGGUGGCUGUAAUGUCACUCAAUCUCUUGUUUCUAUUUACAAUAGGAAAAAGUGAUUUUUACCUUUCUCAGGGGCAGACCAAGAUGGCUUUAAGUAUCAGGCACUGGGAACAAAAAAAAGGGAAAUAAAUGCACAUAAUUCCGGUUACGAGCUUCUGGCAGUUGAAUAUGCUAGCUGCUGAUAGAUUUCUCAACAAAAGCUGGUUCUGUGAGCCGACUCAGGACUUCAGACAUUGCAGUUCUGAUGUACAGUGACACUGAGCCCAAAGCUGUCCAUGCUUGGACAGAGUUUCUACCCCCAAAGCCAUCUUGGAUGCCGCUGCCGAGUUGGAGUCGACGCAGAGUUUUUGUUGGUCAGUAGUUGGCAGGAAAACACUCAGAGCUGGUGAAGGGUAGGGCCAAUUCUGAAAACUCAACCCCGUCUCCUUUGGUUUCACUUGACCAGAGGUCCCCGAUUUGACAUGUAGAGAUUCCAACCUCAGUAUGACUCUAAUGUGCCGCUGCAGGACAUGGGCAUGGCAGUGGGUGGGCGGGGAAGAGAGUGUUUGUCCUCCCUCCCCUCCUCCCCCCCAAAAAGGAAAAAGGAAACAGAGCGAAAGAAAUCAAAAGUAAUGAAAGGGGAUAAAAAUCACUAAUUUGCUUGGAGAAAGUCAGAAUUGGUCCGCUUUCACUGUUAAUGGUUCUUUCUUUGCUGAUGAAAAUGACUUCUGGGCUGAUGUCACAUGACAUUUGUCAGCCAGAGAGAAUUGGUACAAGAACAGUCGUGUUUCCUGCCAACUUUAAAUUGUGAAGUUCCUUUUUUAUUUUAUUUAUGUUUAUUUGUAUUUGUUAUAUUUACUUCUUUUAUCGUAAGGAAUGCCCUCAAAUUGAUUUUGGGAAGUUAAUCGAAGUUUGUUGUUUGAUUCACCAUUAAGGUUUUUUGUGAAUUUUGAAAUUCUGCUUAAUAUGCAUGUUAAGUUUGCCGUUUUUGUCGGGGGGGGGGUGUUCCUUUGUUCUCUCUUUGUCUCUUUCAUUCUGAGGUCCUUUUUCAUUUAAAAAGGCGAAGUUUCUCAGUGUGAAAUGUGAUAUGUAUUCAGUGGUCAAUUUAGAUCGGCAAAAAUACCUCCAAGGUGAAGCUUGGGAGAAAAAUUGUUUGCAAACGUUUUGAUUGUUGACUGUUUGAGGUGUUAUUGGAGACUCGCAAAAAUUUAGCAAGUGGCUGUUCCAGUUCCCAUGACUGUAGCGCCCAAAACUAUGUUAUCUGGUCGAUUUGUUAGAGAAGUAUUUGAUAGCCGUAGUAAAUUGACCCCAUAGAAACCUGUGUGAUAGCAGAGGGAAAUGUGUUUGAUAUCUUGUGAAAGUUGGAUUUUUCUGGGGCAUGAUAUCAUUGAUGACAGAAUUGGGACCUUCAAAAAAAGGGGGGGUGUACAAUGUAGAGGUAUCCUGAUGCCUAAGACACAGUCAAUUGUGUUUGUCCUGAUUUUUUGUUUGUGUGUGUGUGUGUUUGUUUUCUUCGUUUACUUUGCAUUUGCUCUGUUCUUUUUGUUUUACCCUUAUAUUUUAAACAUUGUAUCUUGGGUAUAAUUUUCAUGGCAGUCAGAUCAAUUGUGAGAGUCAAAUUGAUGCUUGUUUUCAAGGCUUGGGAUUGAGGUUUGUGUGUCUUUAUGACUUGUGUUUUUUUUCCUUAUUGCUUCUUCCAUUCUCUAUGUUAAUGUAUUUUGGAUUAUUGGAGUCUUCUUUGUUAAAAUUUUAGUGAUGUUUUAUAUCUGCGAUAUCGGCUAUGUAAUAUAGGGUAGGCAAGCAUUUACACUUAUCAACAAGCUCUUUGCUAUUUUAUAUUAUAAGGAAAUAAGAACAUGGGGUACAGUAAAGUUAUUUAAUUGAAUUUUAAUAGAAAUUGAAUUUUAAUCGAAAUUCAAGACCUGUCCACUGCAAAUUGUUAAACACCAAAUCCCCCCCAUGCAUGAGGAAUGUGGCGAUCUCAAAUUCAUUCCAUUCAUCACUCCAUGUUUGAUACCAGAACAGUGUCCUGCAGAAAGAGCGAUUGGUGUCAUGCUGACUUAAACCCUUUUUUCAUCACAGAUUUCACAUUAAACUUCCAGUUGCAUGAAUCAGUUUUUUUAGAAGUUGCAAAAGGAAUACAGAAGGCAAUGACAUGACUCAGACUAGAAUUUACUCAGCUGAAAUUAGUGCCCGCUUUUCUUCAGACAGAUCUUGAAUAGGAAAUCUUGGAGUAAUGCUGUAUUAUUUUUUCACCUGUUUUCUUUCUACAAGUUGGGUAAUUGCAGAGUAACUGGGAUACUAGGUUAUCUGCUGCUGGUAUCUAUCCCUUACUUGGGUCAUUACCAAGAGUCGGGGCGCUUGUGAAAUGGAAUCGAAGUUCAGUACCCUGUGAUAUUUCUAACCCUCAGUGUUGUCUGUGGUAACUUGUCCACAGUGGCAUGAAUUUGUGGCAGAAAUGGAUGGGGGGGGUUUGAGUUACCCGGAAACGAACAGUUGAAGGGGGGAACACCUCUGCAAGAGAAACCUCUGAAAACAGAGCCAAAGUCGAGGUUUGGGGAAAGGUCCCAGAUAAGGGCCAACAUCUCGAAGCUUUGAUGUAAAUAUGCUCAUCCCAGAUAUGGUUUCCUGAGAGUUAAAACACAUUUCUAGCCAAAAUGUCACCCCUUGGGACUCGCAUUACGUUAUUGGCUGAGUUUUUGCUCAUCCAAACAAAUUUUACAAGCAGUAGCUUCUCGUUAAGCUUCAUGGCGUCAGGCCCUGUAGCUGUACACAUGCGUAUUUUAGACAGUUUUUAGACGAGAGGUUUUGCCAAUUUUGAACUGAAAUUUGUCCGGACGGAAGUUUUAAGAUAGUGAUCCGAGUAGAUGAUGAUUUUUAAAAACCGUGGUGUAGUCUAGUAGUUGCACAGGGUAGCUAAGUAUGAGGAAGGGGGAGUGAUUCUUCCUUUGCAAAUAUGAUAAGCGAUGAAAGCAGAAUGCUGGGAGUCAGCACCAAGGGGUGAAGAGGGAUAAAGGAUCUUGGAACUAAUAAGCAUGUAAAUGUUGCAGUAGGGCUGAGUGUCUUGGGUUUGGAGGAAUGCAUGUGCAUGUACACAACUCCAGGCGCACAACUUGUGCAUACUCGGGAACACUGGCAUCAUGACCUAAAUUUGGCAUUGUCGUUUCAAAGUAAAUGAGUAGGUUGGUGUAGCCGAACGGGAGUUUCUCUGAAACCGCUGUGUUGAAGUGACAAGAGCUUUUAAAAAUGGUUCCUGCUGUUAAAAUUAAUGAAAGUUAAGGAGAAAAAAGGAGGGGAAGUAAUCUGGAGACUGAGGAAGAUUGGAAUUAGACUUAAUAACGUCAUAAUGUCAUGCUUUGUUUACAUGUGUACUUUCCUUUCAGUGAGAUAGGAUGCGAUCCAUCAAGCUCCCAUUAGAAAGUGCCCAUGUGAACAAAAAGUGAUGGCAAUAUGUUUCAAAUCUAUUGGACCAUGUAAUAGGUGGCGGGUAUUGAAAUUAAAAACUGGUAUUAACCUUAGAACUUAGUAAUUAACAUAUUUGAUGAUCUUUCAAAUAGCUUUUUGAUCGUUUGUGAGACACAGGGGGCAGUCUUUGGGGGAAGAGCAACAUUAACCAAAAAAUGUGUUUUAUCAGGUUGAUUAUUCAUUAACGUCCUCCAAAAAUUUGAAAAAUGUGACGCUGGUUUAUAUUCUCUGGUUGAUCGAGAUCCAGGCCAGAUAAGUUUUUUGUUUUGUUUUCUGGGUUUUUUAUGUUGUUAUGGAGGCAGUUUUCAGAAUCCAUUUUGAAUCAUUGCCAAGCCAUGCAGCGCAAACAUGUCGGAAUGCAGUUCAAAUGCAGUCAACAUUUUCUGGUGGUUCUUUGGUCGUGCGAGAUCAAAACUGUGAGCAUGCAUGGAGCACGUACUUACAAAAGUGAGAAAUUUCUUGCAAAAGAAUCUGGACUUUGUUGGAGCCCAAAUGGUUUGGGCUGCUGGGAAAGUUUAAUUGUAAUGUAAAGAAGAAAGUUCAGAAAUACUGUUGUGAAACUCUUGGAGUCAUUUUGGGUUGCUUCAUAAAAUAAUCAGUGAGUAGUUUUAAAAGCGUAGGUAUAAGGACCAAAAGUUACUUAAGUAGAGAUAUGCAUGUACAUGUAUGUAGACAUACCGCAAAAGUGACUUGAGAAUGUGAACAACGUUAAUGGUCUUUAUGGAUUCAUAUUGUUGACUGGUCUGUUCCUAAUGGGAGUGGUACACACAUGCAGUGCAGUGUGAUACCAGUUGCAUUGAAAAGUAACCACAGAUUGCCCCUGUUGGUUUUAUGUCAUAGGAAAUCAGUCAACAUCUGGGCAUGUAACUUCAUUUCUGAAAUUAUCUCCACUGUGUUAGCGGUGCGAAGGAAUAUGAUGAUUUUAAAGAAUUUUACACGAUCCAAAGAAGUGUUAGGCGCUGCCAAACCUUCAGCCUCUCCAAAGGAAUAAACAACCAUUAUUUUAUCAUUGCCUCUGUGAUGAUUUAAGUAGUUUAAUAAUUGUGCAAUUGAUGGUGCAAAAAGUGCUGUUUUUAGAUUUUCUUUUUAAAUUGUAAUCUUGUAGUUUAUGGUUGUAAAGUUACCCAGUAUAUGUAGACAUUCCAUGAAUCGAUUAGUCAGAAGUUCAUCAACAGUUUCAAUAUUAAUUACGAGUACCAACACUAACAUAACCAUGUAGUUUAACUCAUCUAAAUAGACUUUUUCCAUAGUUUAGAGACCGAACUUUAAAAAUGGACAAUUUCAAAUAAUUUUGGGUACUGCUUCUUAAUUCACCUUCAGUGAAUUUCUGAAAUUUAAAAAAAAAACAAAAACAAACUUGGUUGAAUAAGAAUGUCUAGGUUGCUAGGCAUUGUGGAAUGAAACUGUGAUAUAGCAUCCAGUAAGUGUAUUACCGACAGUUGAGGUUAAAGUGGUUCACUCUUGUGCUGAACUUUCAACAUGCCCGUUCUUGUUAUUUUGCCAAAUUUUGCUGCAUGACACUGAAUUUAAGGUUCUGUAACAAUGUAUAACAUUUUGGAUAUCCCAUGCCAGUCUUUGAAUUUUAUUGUACUUUUUAUUUAUUUAUUUGCUUAUGUCUGAAAGUACAGGCUUUGGCUCAGUGCAGCAGGACACUCAUGGAAGCCAUUUGGCUUGUGGCAGUAGCCUCUUGUCAUAUAUGCGCGUGUUACUCAAGGCCAUAGCCAGUGCAUUUGGACAUAGCCUUAGAAUUAAGGCUUGUACUAAGUCUGGUGCUCGUGACAUCUCAGCUGUCCUCAAUGUGCUGAGUGCAUUGGGAACAACACAAAGAUUAUUGUCUUCAUCCUGUCACUGGGUAUCUGCUCACAAUCAUGCCAGACUGGAAGCAUUAUUGGAACCCUCUUUAAUGUCUGUCAAGUUUUUUUUAGCACAAAGCGUCCAGACAGGACAUUUUUAUCAGUUACUCUGUUUCUUUGAAUUUGCAUAAAUGUGUUUUUAUUUUAUCAAGCUGUUGUUGUCACAGGAUUAAACUUCAUCAUUUGGCAUAUUACGUCAAAAUUAAUGACAAUUAAGUAUGUUAGUUGGGUUUGCACAAACCAUUUUGUCAAUCAGUGAAUCUUUUAUGCAUGUCCAGAUAAAUACAAAAUAAAGUUGUCUCUGUCAAGAUAGUUACUGAA